UUCGUUACCGCUCGGCGGUGCGUGACCGCGCUCAGAGUCCGUUUGGUAGCGCCGCGCACGCCGUUCCCGCAGCGCCUCUGCCCGUACCGCAUCAGCCUUGUGAGGUGCUCGGAGUCAGGGGAAUCUUGGUUCGUUUUGGGGUGCGGGGCUGAGUUCAAUCUUCUGCUUGAGAAGAGGUGUUCCGAUGGCCGCGGCGGCCGCAAGGGGCGCGAUGAGGGCGGUCCGGGUGUUUGAGUUCGGGGGUCCCGAGGUGCUGAGGCUGCAGGCUGAUGUUCCCAUCCCCGCCCCGAAGGACAUGCAGGUGUUAAUUAAGGUCCACGCCUGUGGGGUAAACCCUGUGGAGACUUACAUCCGCUCUGGGAACUACGCUAGACUACCGGCUUUGCCUUACACCCCCGGCUCCGACGUGGCUGGUGUGGUCGAGAGCGUCGGGGAAGGCGUGACUGCAUUCAAGAGAGGUGACAGGGUUUUUGCCUCUGCUACGCUCUCUGGAGGAUAUGCAGAGUAUGCAGUUGCUGAAGCCAGUACAGUCUUUCCUUUGUCGGAUAAGCUGAAUUUCAGUCAAGGAGCAGCGAUUACAAUACCCUACUUCACUGCUUACCGUGCUCUUUUCCUGAAAGGGCAUGCCAAAGCAGGGGAAAGCGUACUAAUUCAUGGUGCAAGUGGAGGUGUGGGAAUAGCAGCAUGUCAGAUUGCCAGAGCUUAUGGCUUAAAGGUUUUGGGCACGGCAGGGACUGAGGAGGGUAUGAACAUUAUUCUGAGAAAUGGUGCUCACCAAGCGUUUAAUCACAGAGAAGCUAAUUAUCUUGACAAAAUUAAGGAAUAUACCAAGAUGCAAGGAGUUAAUAUAAUAGUAGAAAUGCUCUCCAACGUCAAUCUGGCUGCUGACUUACAUCUGCUGUCCCAGGCAGGAAGGGUGAUGGUUGUGGGCUGCAGAGGUUCCAUUGAGAUAAACCCCAGAGACACCAUGAGCAAAGAGUCCAGCAUCAUUGGCGUUGGUCGGUUUCUUGAAACUGAGGAGGAGAGGCUUGAAUGUGCGAGGGCAGUCCUUGACGGUGUGGAGUCUGGCUGGCUGAAGCCAGUGGUGGGCCCCCAGUACCCCCUGCAGGAAGCAGCUAAGGCUCAUGAGGACAUUAUUCACAGCAGUGGUGCUCGAGGAAAGAUGGUACUCCUGCCAUAAAGUAUUUCUCCAUCUACUUUAUAGCUGUUCUAUCUGCACCUUUGCUUACGUGAUUCAUUGAACAUUUUUUUUAAUGAAAUGCAUUUUUUAAUCAAAUUUCAGAAGAACAAGUGCUAGCUUAGUUAGUUAUGCUGAUUCAUUAGCAGUGUUUUCUUUUUGUAUAAGCAAUGUUGGACAAAAUUUAUGGUAAUUUGUGUAACUUUUUUUGGUUGAUGUGGAAAUAAUAACUGCGCUGGUUUGACACUGUGAUGGGAAACUGGGAAUCUCAGCUGGAGUCUGAUACAAAGCACUACUUGAAGUGAGGGCAUUGGGAAGCUGUAAGCAGUGCAGAAUGAAGCCUGCUUUGUGAGCAGAUUGACAAAGGUAUGAAACCAAUGACACACAUGUAAUUAAGGCUGUAAAUUCAUUAGCCACAAAACUUGUUUCUUUCAUCUUGUCACAGAAUUUGCUUGGAAUCAAAGCUCUUUUUGUCAGGAUAGUUCACUUCCUAGCUCAAAAAAUGGCCAAAGAAUCUCUCAAGUAUGAAUUACUUGAAAGCAGAAGCAGUUCUGUUUUGCUGUGCCUGACUUGGAGCCUAGCUGACAACACCCCAGUUAAUGCCAAGAGUAACUGGAGCUGUGCGUGCAGCAUAUUUGCUGCUUUGCAAACAAUCAUGCUGGCAGAAGCAGUUGAUUUCUUGAUGGUACGUGGCUGUUGGAGCACUUGCAGGUCUUCCUGUGACCCAUAUUAAUUUUAAAGUCACAUAAAUCCCUGCCUGUAAUGAGGAGAAACGGGUCUGUGCUGCUUUCAUGGGUAACUGAAAUCAGUGUUAUUUCAUGACUGGAUCUGUAUGUAUUGUUGGCUUGUUCCAAAUACAGCAAUCCAAACCCCA
This is a messenger RNA of Lagopus leucura (white-tailed ptarmigan), 2051 nucleotides long. RefSeq names its product crystallin zeta (gene CRYZ). Gene Ontology annotation, molecular function: NADPH binding; mRNA 3'-UTR binding; zinc ion binding. The transcript is spliced from 9 exons. NCBI's taxonomy places the organism in Eukaryota, Metazoa, Chordata, Aves, Galliformes, Phasianidae. Gene Ontology annotation, cellular component: cytosol. The record is from RefSeq and is a predicted model, not a curated record. Bases 185 to 1180 code for a protein of 331 amino acids.